AACCAGGGUUUCUCACUGGCGAGCAGCGCUCCUUUCUUUUUGAAGGUCCUAGCCCACCUAGACUGACGCGCGCUCGCCCGACCGCCUCCAUACACCACACCGGGCUCUGUCCUUGCUUCAGGCCACUCCUGUUCUUCGGCUGACCCCUGGUGGUCACGUGGAGCUGCUCGCCACGCAAGUCUGGGUCCUUCUGCGAUCCACCCGGGUCCUCGCCGCCUGGGAGCCGCUCCUGUAGCUGCCUGUUCGCGCGAGAGUUUGGAGGGGCCGGUUUGGGGUCGGUCUCUGGCGUGGGGCUCGCACCGCAGCGCAUCGGAGUUCUGCUUGGGCGCCCGCUUAGGGUGCGAGGAGCUGGGUUAGGCGGUCGCCGGGGCACCCCGUGUCUGGACAGCGCCGGAGCGCUCUGGAGAAGCCGGGACAGCCCCGCUCCCGGCAGCCAGGUGCUAGGGUCGGGUGCUAAAAGUGCGAGUCCGGCCGUCUUCCAGCGCCUGGGCCACGGCGGCGGCCCUGGGAGCAGAGGUGGAGCAACCCCAUUACGCUAAAGAUGAAAGGCUGGGGUUGGCUGGCCCUGCUUCUGGGGGCCCUGCUGGGAACUGCUUGGGCUCGGAGGAGCCAGGAUCUACACUGUGGAGCUUGCAGGGCUCUGGUGGAUGAACUCGAGUGGGAGAUUGCCCAGGUGGAUCCCAAGAAGACCAUUCAGAUGGGCUCUUUCCGAAUCAAUCCAGAUGGCAGCCAGUCAGUGGUGGAGGUGCCUUAUGCUCGCUCAGAGGCCCACCUCACAGAGCUGCUAGAGGAGGUAUGUGACCGGAUGAAGGAGUAUGGGGAACAGAUUGAUCCUUCCACCCACCGCAAGAACUAUGUCCGUGUAAUGGGCCGGAAUGGAGAAUCCAGCGAACUGGACCUACAGGGCAUCCGAAUUGAUUCAGACAUCAGCGGCACCCUCAAGUUUGCGUGUGAGAGCAUUGUGGAGGAAUACGAGGAUGAACUCAUUGAAUUCUUUUCCCGAGAGGCUGACAAUGUUAAAGACAAACUUUGUAGUAAGCGAACAGAUCUGUGUGACCAUGCCCUGCACAUAUCGCAUGAUGAGCUAUGAGCCACUGGAGCAGCCCAGACUGACAGGCUUGAUGGAUCACCCCCAGGAGGGGCAGAGGGUGGCAAUGCGUUUUGUAUUAUGUUUUUACUGAAAUGAACUGAGAAAAAAUGAAACCAAAAGUA
This is a messenger RNA of Ceratotherium simum simum (southern white rhinoceros), 1212 nucleotides long. RefSeq names its product canopy FGF signaling regulator 2 (gene CNPY2). Gene Ontology annotation, cellular component: endoplasmic reticulum. The record is from RefSeq and is a predicted model, not a curated record. NCBI's taxonomy places the organism in Eukaryota, Metazoa, Chordata, Mammalia, Perissodactyla, Rhinocerotidae.